Aspergillus ruber CBS 135680 is the source of this 438-nucleotide messenger RNA. Its product is annotated as 60S ribosomal eL22 domain-containing protein. Lineage: Eukaryota; Fungi; Ascomycota; Eurotiomycetes; Eurotiales; Aspergillaceae. The coding region runs from base 1 to 438 and encodes 145 amino acids. Gene Ontology annotation, cellular component: ribosome. The record is from RefSeq and is a predicted model, not a curated record. The transcript has 3 exons. Gene Ontology annotation, molecular function: RNA binding; structural constituent of ribosome. Gene Ontology annotation, biological process: cytoplasmic translation.
AUGGCCCCCGUCACUGCUCGUGGUCGCAAGGCCCAGAAGGUCACCCAGAAGUUCGUCAUCAACGCUUCGCAGCCCGCGAGCGACAAGAUCUUCGACGUCUCUGCCUUCGAGAAGUUCCUCCACGACCGCAUCAAGGUCGAGGGCCGUGUCGGCAACCUCGGUGACAAGGUCGUCAUUUCCCAGACCGGUGACGGAAAGGUCGAGGUUGUUGCUCACAUUCCCUUCUCUGGUCGCUACCUCAAGUACCUGUAUGUGCACCUACAACAUCCAAACCUACAUGGGGAAGACAAAGUCAGGGCUAAUGAAAACAGGACCAAGAAGUUCCUCAAGAAGCAGCAGCUCCGUGACUGGCUCCGCGUUGUCUCUACCUCCAAGGGUGUCUACGAGCUCCGCUUCUACAACGUCGUUAACGACGAGGCUGAGGAGGACGAGGAGUAA